AGUACAUGCUACAGUCCCCACUAAUCAUGGACACGUUUCUUGUUGCAGUUGGCACUAGCUAUAUAUUCCAAUCCAAAUGCUUAUCCAUGAAUAUACAUACUUCUAUUAUUAAGAAUAUAUUGCUACACUCAUAUGUUACUCUGUCUUUUUAAUUACUAUGGCAAUUUCACGACCUUUAGAGAUUCUAAUGACGAGGCACAAGCCAGAAUUGGUAGUUCCAGCAGCAACAACACCUCGUGAGAGAAAACAUCUAUCUAAUAUAGAUGAUCAAGGGAGUCUUCGUUUCCAACUUCCUUUAUUAAUGUUUUACAAAUAUAAUCCUUCAUUAAUGGAAGGGAUUAAAGAUCCUGCAAAGGUCAUUAAAGAAGGAUUAUCCAAAACACUAGUGUUUUAUUAUCCAUUAGCUGGUAGGCUCACUGAGUUAGGGAAUAACAAGAAGCUUGUUGUGGACUGCACUGGUGAAGGAAUAUUGUUUGUAGAAGCUGAUGCAGAUGUGGAGCUUGACAAGUUAGGAGAGUCCAUUAAACCACCAUGUCCAUACUUCGAUCAAUUGCUAUAUAAUGUACCUGGUUCUGAUGGGAUCAUUGGCUGCCCUCUUUUGUUAGUUCAGGUGACGCGUUUUAGCUGUGGUGGAUUUGCAGUUGGAUUCAGAUUUAAUCACACUAUGACGGAUGCAUAUGGCAUGAAAUUGUUUUUUAAUGCGUUAACUGAAAUUAUUAAAGGGGCUUCAACACCUACUAUAUUACCAGUAUGGCAAAGGGAUAUCCUAAGUGCUAGAUCAUCACCAUGCAUUACAUUUACACACCAUGAGUUUGAUGAUAAUGAGCAAGUGAAAUGCUCAAGCAAUAGUAAUGCACGGGACAAUUAUAAGUUGAUACAACACUCAUUCUUCUUUGGGAAUAAAGAGAUAGAAGCCAUUCGAGAUCAAGUUGCUCCGAAUACUCGUGCAAUUAGUACAAAAUUCGAGUUAUUAGUAGCAUUUUUAUGGAAGUGUCGUACAAUUGCUCUUGGUCUAGACCCCGAAGAGACUGUUCAUUUGACAUACCUUGUUAAUGCACGUGGCAAAUCACUAAAAUACGAAGUCCCCUUAGGAUAUUAUGGGAAUGCAUGGGUUUCUCCAGCAACAGUAUCAAAAGCAGGAUUGCUUUGUUCGAGUCCAUUAACAUAUGCAGUUGAAUUGGUUAAAAGAGUUAAACAUUAUAUGAAUGAAGAGUAUAUUAGAUCGGUGGUGGACUUCCUAGCGAUUAAAGGGCGACCUGAAUUGACUAAAUCCUGGAAUUUUAUUAUUUCAGAUAAUAGAUCUGCUGGAUUUGAUGAAGUUGAUUUUGGAUGGGGCAAGCCCAUUUUCGGAGGAGUUCCAAAAGCUAUAUCCAAUAUUAGCUUUCUUGUGCCUAUUAAAAAUAACUUAGGAGAAAAAGGUAUUUUGGUAGCUAUAAGUUUACCCCCACUGGCCAUGGAAAAAUUUCAAGUUGUCUAUAAGAUGACUGUCAAAGAUGUGGAAUAAGGGUCCACAUAGAUUUAAGGUUUUUCUUUUCUUUUUUAAUUUCUACCUCAAUAAUACAUGUUUUUAUAUGUAAUAUGACUUCCUUCAUAUAUACUAGGAUAAGGUAUAUUAAGAUUAUAUUAACUUUAUCGUCACGCAUAAUAGGAGAAAAUAGGUUUAACUUUCCACACAAGAAGGCUUAAUAUAUUAUACUAUUGUUAUAA
Lycium barbarum (goji berry) is the source of this 1707-nucleotide messenger RNA. RefSeq names its product alcohol acyl transferase 1 allele GSa-like. Gene Ontology annotation, molecular function: acyltransferase activity, transferring groups other than amino-acyl groups. NCBI's taxonomy places the organism in Eukaryota, Viridiplantae, Streptophyta, Magnoliopsida, Solanales, Solanaceae. The transcript has 2 exons. The record is from RefSeq and is a predicted model, not a curated record. The coding region runs from base 158 to 1504 and encodes 448 amino acids.